Hyaena hyaena (striped hyena) is the source of this 1439-nucleotide messenger RNA. It is a transcript of the gene HSBP1L1, whose product is annotated as heat shock factor binding protein 1 like 1. The coding region runs from base 118 to 336 and encodes 72 amino acids. The record is from RefSeq and is a predicted model, not a curated record. Gene Ontology annotation, biological process: cellular heat acclimation. Lineage: Eukaryota; Metazoa; Chordata; Mammalia; Carnivora; Hyaenidae. Gene Ontology annotation, cellular component: cytosol; nucleus. Gene Ontology annotation, molecular function: transcription corepressor activity. The transcript is spliced from 4 exons.
GGCCGCGCGUCUCUGCGCGGCGGGGAUCGGCGGGGCGGGGUCGGCCCAGCACCGCCCGGAGCCCCGCCCCGCCCGCACCCGCCCCGCGGGGCCGCCUGCACCGCCCGCGUCGCCGGCAUGGACGCGCGAGGACCCAGAGCCCCGGGCGGGGACGCGCUGCGGGACGCGGCAGAAAACCUAUUUCAGGAACUUCAAGAACAUUUUCAAGCUCUAACUGCAACACUGAACCUAAGAAUGGAAGAAAUGGGAAAUCGCAUUGAAGAUUUACAGAAGAAUGUGAAUGACUUAAUGGUGCAAGCUGGGAUUGAAAAUUCUAGUAAAGAACAAAUGAUCUGAAGACAGUAGACCAGUCACUUCAAAAUGUGAUAAAGUCAAAGCUGUGCUUUUUGAAUAAUAUGUUGCAUAAUAUGUUGCAUAAUAUGAGUUCUGAUUUUUUAAUUUAAUUUAAAAAUUCCUUUUAAUGAAAUGAAAGAUUAAGAGAACAAUGCAGUAAGAACAUAGUUUAGAAGGUGAUUAACCACUUGAGAAAGACGGUUGGAAAAGGGCAGAGCAUCUUUCAACUGCGCACCUCGUAUUCCUAAGACCUGGGAGAAAAGCAUAAGCUAUGUUAGGUCAAUUUCUUUUCCUGAAUUAAGUUCUAUAUAGAUCUUUUUUAAAAAUAUCAUAAGCUGUUUUCUGAUGGAGACUGCUUUUCAAAUAACUGCAUUCUAACUCAGCUUUUCCAGUCAUACAGUUCUUGGAAAGAGCCCCUUUAAUCUGUUAGUCCAGAUUCUGAUAGCAGUGUUCUGCAAACCCAACCCAACCCAACCCAACCCAAGAAAACAGCUCGUCUAGUCCUAGCUCACCCCCACCCCCCUGCCCCUGUGGAGGUGGUUACCAAGGAGAAGCGCAAAGAUCACACUUCAGCUUAUUUCGUAGGUUAUACAGAGACAUUUUCAAAUAAUCGGCCAAUUCACCUCUCAGAGCCAAAGUAAAAUAGAGCUAUGAUCACCUUAAAGGAGGUCGGUAAUAGGCUCUCAUUGUAAAAAUAACAUGAUUCCUGCAUAUGAGCUAAAUUGUAUUCAUACAAAAGCCAAAAUCACUCAUCAUUCUACAGUUUAGAAUUAUCCACUGUAAACAUUACAAUUUUAUAUAUGGUUGAUUAUGUUGUUUAUAAUCUGUUCUCUUUUCAUACCAUAAACAUUUUUCCAUCUGAAAAAAAUUUUUUAUGGCUGACUACUAUUCUAUCACAUGGAUGUAAUAAUUUAACCAUUUCCUUAACUGUUCCUUGGACAUUGACGCUAUUUCCCACCAUCUCACUAUUAUAACACUAUAAGGAACACCGUCACCAUGAAUGCUCUGCAUGUUUCAUGAAGGUCAGAAGUGUGACUAAAGACCACGUACAUUAGUCGAAUGCAUUUAAGAAAUGAAGUAAAAAUGAAUCAUUUUAUACUUCCCAA